Microbotryum saponariae is the source of this 861-nucleotide messenger RNA. The record is from the annotation of a GenBank genome assembly. Lineage: Eukaryota; Fungi; Basidiomycota; Microbotryomycetes; Microbotryales; Microbotryaceae.
AUGGGUUUCCCGAUCGCUCCGGGGGCUGGGAAGGGGUCGCAGUUGAUCGAGAUGUAUGGCGUCAGGUGAGGCCAAGAUCUGUCUCACCCCGGCGCUUCGCUGUCUUUUGAGACCGACAACUGACCCGGCUGGCGUGGUUCGAUUCAUCCUCCGCAGGGACUCGGAAGCUUGGGAAGAUUUCGGAAGGCGAGAUUGGAAUGCGGGCGGGGGGACGGCUUCGACAAGAGGAGACGCCAGCCUCACCAAGGAAGAUCGCUUCUGUAGGACCCAGUCGAUUUGGGAUAUCGAAGUCAGUUGCUUUGACCUUACUGGUACUUUUGAGGGGGUUAUGCUGAUCCCUGUCCACUUUGACCCCUGUUAUGACGACAGGCCACGCUGGCGGCUGGCAAACCUGUCGGAGUUCCGUCAAACCCUCCACCCAUGCCAGCUCUCGAUGAAUCCUACGCUGCGCACGCAUCCGCCCAUUCCCCGACCGACCGACCAAAGCGGACCAAGUCACUUGCUCGACGUUUCGGACGCUCCAACAAAGAAGGUGCGGCCCCGCCUCGCGAAGAACACGUCGCUUCAGGUGUCGUCCUCCAGGCACGGGACGAGAACGUCGGAGGAGCCGUUCGACCGGCGCUCGUUUCGGCUCAUACGACGAUCGGCGACGAGAGGAUCAAGGAUUGGUACGAUGGGGGACAACCUUUGAGAGGGGUCAAGAGUGCCGGACAGGAUCCGGACUCGAGCGUGGAUGAGAAAGAAGGCCUCAAGCGGCCGAAUGUGAUGCAACGAUUGUUCUUGGGGAGGAAGAAGGUCAGUGGUUUGAGCACGAUUCGAGGGCUUUGGAAGGCCGAUUCAACUGACGUUUUCGUUAACUGA